AUGGGUUCAUCAUCUGCACAGUCAUUUACAACCAUUCCGGUUCUCGACUUCUCGCUAUCGGCAUCGCCAGACACAAAACCUCGUUUUCUCUCGGAGCUGCGCAAUGCUGUGGUCAAUGUGGGGUUCUUCUAUCUCAUCCACACCCCGAUUGCGCCUCAUAUCCAGCAGGCGUUCAUCGAAAAAUCCCUCGCACUAUUUGAUCUGCCGCUGAAAAAGAAACUCGAGAUCGAAAUGGUCAACAGCAAGCACUUCCUGGGCUAUUCCCGUCUCGGUGCGGAGACGACCGCCUCCAAAACAGAUUACCGGGAGCAGUUCGAUUUUGCAACGGAACUUCCGGCACCUGGACCAGACGAGCCCCUCUACAGAAACAUUCGGGGACCAAACCAGUGGCCGGAUGAAGCCUCUAUCCCAGGCUUCCGGAAGGCCAUCGAAGCCUACCUGGCUGAAAUCAGUCCCCUGGCAGAGGCCUUCAAGUCCCUCAUUGCAGAAGCGCUGGAUCUCCCCUCAAACGCUCUCUACCCCUUCUUCGACCACCCUCCCCAGCACAAACUCAAACUCAUCAAAUAUCCACCACCCAGCAGCGCAUCCCAGGCGCAAGGCGUCGGCGCGCACAAGGACUCUGAAUUUCUCACCUUUCUGCUGCAGGCGACUCCUCACUCAGGGCUUGAAGUACAGAACAAGUCCGGGAAUUGGAUCCCAGCACCGCCGCUGGAUGGCUCGCUGGUGGUGAAUAUUGGACGGGCACUGGAGGCAGUCACUGGGGGAGUGUGUACGGCCACCACGCAUCGAGUCAAUCUACGGCCGGAGAAUUUUAUAAAUGCAGACGGAAAGCCACUGGGGCCGAGGUUCUCCUUUCCGGUUUUUCAGGGGAUGAGUCUCGAGUUGUGUGCGGAAGAUAUCCACCUGGAUAUUCCGGCGCAUAUUAGAGAGCUAGUCAAGGAUCAGCAGGUUCGGUCGGAUGCGGAGGCUACGUUUAAUAAGAAGUUUCAGGGGAAGACAGGCGAGGGAACGCUGAUCCAUCGGAUCACGAGUCAUCAGGAUGUGGGACGGCGGUGGUAUCCGGAGUUAUUGGAGUGGGCGUUGAAGGAGAGGCAGGGUAGUCAUUGA
This is a messenger RNA of Aspergillus fischeri NRRL 181, 1107 nucleotides long. RefSeq names its product isopenicillin N synthase family dioxygenase. Bases 1 to 1107 code for a protein of 368 amino acids. The record is from RefSeq and is a predicted model, not a curated record. NCBI's taxonomy places the organism in Eukaryota, Fungi, Ascomycota, Eurotiomycetes, Eurotiales, Aspergillaceae. The transcript is spliced from 2 exons.